CUGAGAGUUUUGGGGGUGCCCAGAGGUUUGGGGGAGAUGCAAGGAUCUGAGGACAGGGGGGAGGCCCAGAGAUUUUGGGUCUGGAGGAGACCCAAAGAUGUGGGGAAGACUUUUGGCUCUGAGGGGAGAACUUUGGCUCAGGGGGAGACUUGAAAGUUUUUGGGAAAAUUCAAAGACGUGGGGAAGAAGUUUGGCUGUGGGGGAGACUUUCGGGUCUGGGGGAGACCCUAAAGAUGUGGGGAAAACCCAAGGACGUGGGGAAAACCCAAGGACGUAGGGAAGACCUUUGGCUGUGGGGGAGACCCACAGGUGUGGGAGAGACCGCAAAGUUUUGGGGGAGCCACAAAGAUGUGGGGAAGACCCACGGACAUAGGGAAGAUCUUUGGCUCUCAGGAAGACCUUUUCUCUGGGCUCCACCCAAUGCCUCAAGGAGCACCCACGACUCUCAAGGCCUCAUGGGGCCCCCAAUCUGACUCCGGUCGCCCCCCCAGGUGACCGCAGCUACCCUCUGAAGACGUGGCUGAUGACCCCCAUCCUGUUCCCCUGCGGCCCCGCGGAGGAGCGUUACAACGCGCUGCACCACCAGGCUCUGUCCGCCCUCCGCCACACUCUGACCCUCCUGAAACGUCGCUUCCGCUGCCUGGACGCGGCGGGGGGCUGCCUGCAAUACGCCCCCCAAAAGGUCUGUCAGAUCUUCCUGGCUUGCUGCGUGCUGCACAACAUCGCCCUGCGUCGCCGGAUGCCGCUGGAGCCCCCCGACGGCCCCGAGCCCGACCCCGAACCCGAGCUGCCCCUGCAGGCUCCACACGUGCAGAUCUCCAGCGAAGCGCGGGCCGUGCGUGCUCGUAUCGUGCAGCAGGAACAGAACACGGAGGUGACACGCAGUGGGGCUGUGAGCUCUGCCUCACCGCCGCCCCAGCGCCGACUGCACGACGCCCCCCAUGGCGGCGGCUCUCCGGCCCUGCUGCAGCCGGUACAGCAUCUCCCCCCGGUCCCUCCGCAGCUUCUCCUCGUAGCUGCGUCCCCUCAGAGUCACCACGUCCCCAAAUUCCUCCCUCAGCCUCCUCAGCAUCCCCUGCAGCUCCUCCUCACAGCGCAGCACCUCCGCGUUCAGCCGUCGCCGCGCUCGCGUCUCCCCGUGGAGGGCGGCCGAGGACGGGAGCCCAGGGUGGCGCUGGCGCUGGAAGAAGCGGUUGGGGUCAGAAGCCUGGAGCUCCAUCCCUUCCAGCAGAGCCAACAGCCGCUCCCGUCUGCGGAUCAGAGCAGCUGCUUCUUCCCACAGCUCCAAAGCGGCCUUCAGUCGUCGCCGGGUGGCCGCCGGGCCGUAUUUGGUGGCCAUGGCCAAACGCUCGCCUGUGGGGAGCUGAAGGGCGGCCCAGAGGCGGUGCAGGCGGUGCUGCAGCUCCUCAGGUUUGGGUGUCGGAGCUGCAGGCCGGGGUUCUGCUGUCCCCAGAGCUGCAGGCCGGGGUUCCGCCGUCCCCCACGGGUGCUCAUCGCGCAGCUCCUCGCUGCCGGCCGCGCCGCCGAGGUUGAAGAUGGCGUGGAGGAAGUCGGAGCCGGCGGCGGUGAGGAAGUGCUGGUAGUCCUGCGGGAGGGCGGGGGGCUGCUGUGGUUGUUGCCGCGUUCUGGGGGUUUUCGGAGCCCCCCGGGGCCGCUGUCGGGAUUCCCCUGCUGUCAGAUUGAGGUCGGUGGCUGCCGGUUCCAGCAGCGGCUCCGCGUGGAGAGGCAAGGAGCGGGCGGGCAGCGCAGAGCCCAGCUGGGCGAGGAGAUCCCAGAGGGCCUCGGGGGGGGCUGGGGGGGGGCCGUGGGGAAACUCCACGGGCUGCAGUGCAGCGCGAGUGUGCAAGGGUUGUGUCACAUCGUGGGUGUGCAAGGGUUGUGUCACAGCGUGGGUGUGCAGUGGCUGUGUCACACUGGGGGUGUGCAGCGGCUGUAGCUCUGUGUCGCUGUGCAGU
Molecule: messenger RNA, 1955 nt
Organism: Phasianus colchicus (ring-necked pheasant)
Lineage: Eukaryota; Metazoa; Chordata; Aves; Galliformes; Phasianidae
Source: RefSeq, a predicted model, not a curated record